This is a messenger RNA of Ipomoea triloba (trilobed morning glory), 2729 nucleotides long. RefSeq names its product transcription factor MYB17-like. Lineage: Eukaryota; Viridiplantae; Streptophyta; Magnoliopsida; Solanales; Convolvulaceae. The record is from RefSeq and is a predicted model, not a curated record. Bases 1559 to 2488 code for a protein of 309 amino acids. The transcript has 4 exons.
AGACAUUUCCCCCCCUUCUCUCUCUCCGAUUUCUCGCCGGCUGUCAUCUGAAUCUCUGAUCGUCAUCAUUCAUGUCUAUCUCCUCGCCGGAGGCGCCUCCGCCGCACAUAUACAUACACACGUCCAAAAUGUAUGUGGAUAUAUCACAUAUAUAUGUAUGUGUAUAUGUAUACUCCACCGGCUAGGUUUUUGUCUGCGUGCAUUUAUUGAUGUCUGAGGUAUACAAUCAAUGUGUAUUUGAUGUUUCGUGAGCAUUAAAUUGAAAUCCUCACGCACAAACAGUGAUUCGCUCCUAGAGAUGGUAGAAGUACGAGGCGGCCGGGAUUGCUCGGUCGCUGUCGCCAUUUAGACACGGAAAAUAUAAAAAAAUCAAUGCAAACAUCUGGAUGAUCUUAAUUGCGUUGAAGAAUUAAAUGCUGCGUUGCAUUAUAAUGGCUUGCAAUUCCUAUGAACUAUGCAUUUAACGCGGAAAGCUUUUUUCUGCUAAUACUACUCCUGCUCUGCAGCGUCUGCUGCUAUCUUUAAUGGGAUAUUCUUGUGUAUAUUGAACAUAAAUGUUUAAGGAUUAACAUUUGAACAUGUACAGUUAUACAUGUGUUGUGUGAUAUCUUAAAAGCAAGGGUCCUAUAAUGGCCUGGAUCUUUAUCUUGGGAAUUGUACACAUUAGAUUGAUCAAUGCUAAAUUUCAACUUUGAAUUGAGCUGAUCCUUUCCCAGUGUGUGUUUGUAAGGCCAGGCACAUGGGAAAAAGAACAUAAGAUAAGUUGGCAUAUGAAGGCAUGAAGCUAUUAGGUAGGUUGCUUUUACUGCAGUGAAUGGUGGGCAGGAUCACAAUAAUAACAAGAUGAGGAUGCUGUAAGGUGAAUGUGUGAGAAUACAAGGGUCAUAUUAAAGAUGAAUGCAUUUGAAGAAAGGUGCAAGUGGCACCAAUCUGAAAGAUAUAAACUCAGAGCUAAGAGAUUAAGAUGCUUGGACAUGCUUAGUCUAGGUAUAUAGAUGCCCUGGUUAUAAGGAGUGAUAGCAUGGCAUUCAUAGGGUUUAGGCAAGAGGAGGUAGACCAAAACAUAAUUGGAUGGAGAUAGAUGUUAAUUUUAAGGAAGUCAUGCUGAUUUCCAGGGUAAAGACUGCAUUAGCAUUAAACAGAGCUGAGAGGAGAAAUAGAAUAUAUACAAAUUACCAUAACUAGAUUGGGAUUAAGGCUAGUCGGGUACAAAUAUCAAAGUGCAAGAGAAGUAUUUCAUGUAUUUUAUACAUUCACUUAUUCUGAGACAUGUGUAUUGACCCAUCAUAUCGUGGCAAUAAAUGCUUAUCCUGCAUAUGAAUUGCCGGUCAUAUUUCUGUUGCUAUGUUAUCUACUAGAAAGUAGGAGUGGUACUAUUUCCAUAUGACAUGUCAAUUAAACUGUUUUCCCUGUCUCUCUUGCUCUCUCUCUCACUGUUCCUUCAAAGACUACUUUUAAAGCUUAGAGCUUGGUCCUCACUUGAUCACUAAUUCACUAUAGAAAAGUAAAUUUAAAGAUCUAGAGAGAGAAAGAGAAAGAGGGGGAAGGGAGACUAGAAAUGGGGAGAGCACCCUGCUGUGACAAGAAGGGGCUAAAGAAAGGGCCAUGGACUCCUGAAGAAGAUGAAAAGCUUACUGAAUACAUCAAGAAAAAUGGGCAUGGUAGCUGGCGCUCCCUUCCCAAGUUUGCAGGUCUUCUUCGCUGUGGGAAAAGCUGCCGUCUCCGAUGGACAAACUAUCUCAGGCCUGACAUAAAAAGAGGUCCAUUUAGCCCUGAGGAAGAGGAGCUUGUUGUACAGUUACAUGGCCUUCUGGGAAACAGGUGGGCUGCAAUUGCCUCCCAGUUACCUGGAAGGACUGACAACGAGAUCAAGAACUUAUGGAAUACCCACCUGAAGAAGCGCAUGAUUUCCAUGCGCAUUGAUCCUCAGACUCACAAGCCCUCCUCUGAUGCUAAUGGACUGAUGUGGACAAUGCCCACGACCCCCUCUGCCCGCCACAUGGCACAAUGGGAAAGUGCUAGGCUCGAAGCUGAGGCUCGUCUUUCAAGGGAAUCGCUACAUUUGGUUCCAUCACCAACAACAGUGGGAUCUGAAACCGACUUCUUCCUGCGCAUGUGGAAUUCUGAGAUAGGAGAAUCAUUCCGGAAGCUCAAGAAAGGGGAGAAAGCCGAUUGUCAAAGUCCAACCUCCGAAACAUCUUCAUCUAUGAAAUGCGGGUCAGCUUCAGGAACAACAGAAGUGGAUCCUACCCUGACUGUUCACUCAGCUGCUGACUGCAACCCGAAUAAAGAUCCAGAACAGAAGAGCUGCAAAUCUUAUAUUGAAUACCCCCUUUCAGAAAUGUCUUGCACCGACGAGUUGGAUGAUUCAUCCGAAUCAGCUUUACAGCUUCUCUUGGAUUUCCCUACCCACAAUGACAUGAGCUUCUUAGAACACACUGAUGCCUACACCAUACACCCCACACCCUUCUCACCAAAAAUUCUCUGAACUUCUCGUCUGCAGAAAACAGUUUCCUCCCUGUAAUGAAAGAGACGACCUAAACUCCAGCUGGUUGUGUUUUAGCAGAUCCAGCUUGCACCAACUUUCUUGUGCAUCUAUUCUAUUAGUAUUGGUAGAGCAAGAUGGCGUUUGUCUAAAUUCACCUAAACUUGUAUUCCAUUCAUUUCUUAUGUUGUCCUGAUUAUACACUUCUAGUUUGUUUCCAUAUUGACCGCAUUUCUGUUUCUUA